AUGAAGAAAUAUUUUGUAUUUGUUGCUUUGGCUAUUUCGAGUUUAACACGCACAGAUGCGCACAGAACUACGAAUAAUAUGGACAUCAGAGGAAGUUUCAUGCAAGAAUUAGGCAGUGAUUCCAAAACAUUUGAACCCGAUUCAAAUAUUAUGGACAUGGUCAGCCGUAUUUUGUCAUUUGAUAACCCAGAUUUGGAAUCCUCAAAAAGGCCUCGAUCCUUCAGAUUCGAACGAUAA
Oikopleura dioica is the source of this 237-nucleotide messenger RNA. The record is from the annotation of a GenBank genome assembly. NCBI's taxonomy places the organism in Eukaryota, Metazoa, Chordata, Appendicularia, Copelata, Oikopleuridae.